AGAUUUUUAUUAUUUAAUUACUUCACGCUAAUACUUAAGGGAAUAGCUUAUCAAUACAUUUACACAAUGUAUCUCGCUAUUACAAGAAAUAUAAUUGCUCUGAUUUUUCUUCGCAAGCACAUUGUUUUUUAACACGCAAAUAUAAACUCGCAAAACCCUUAAGGGAUUUUAUUAUAACAAAAGACAAAUGACUGCCGUCCUCCACGCAAAGGUUUGAUAUUAGCAUGUACGCGGUAGAUUACAUUCAGACUGUACUGUAGUUACAAAGUUUUUAUAAUUAAAGAAGCACGUUUACUAAGCUGAUUUUCUUUUAAUGCCAAAAAAUUGACUUGACCAGCCAUUUCAAAUUAUUGGCAGUCAUUUUUUUUAAGCACUGUGUUUAUGUUUAUGUCACAAAUUAUGUUAAUUUUUUUUUAAGUUUUAAAUUUACAAAUUAAAAGCAUGGCAGAGCAAAGUUCAGAAGAGGACACAGUUGGUAAUUCCAGAAAUCUAUUUGGAAACACAGAAGCAAAACCUAACAUUGAUGAAUUGCCAGAAGUUGAUCUGAAUUUUGGAGAUUUAGACUUAACAUCACAAGAUGAAAAUGUUCUGGAUGAACUAGAUGAAUUUAUACAGAAGAACCUUGAAGAUAGUUUAGUUAAGGAAGCCUUAAACAAGGGUGUUGAUUUACGUCAAUAUUCAAAGCAGAUUGAAAGCGACUUAAGGAAGGUGGAAAACGAGUCCGUUCAUGAUUAUUAUAGAGAAAGCAAAAAUAUUGCCAGCCUUCAUCAGCAGAUUAAAGCAUGCGAUGGGAUACUAGAGACUAUGGAAAAUAUGUUGAGCAGUUUCCAGGUUGAUUUGAGAAGUAUCAGCUCAGAAAUUCAAACUCUACAAGAACAGUCUUUGAGUAUGAACAUCAAACUGAAGAACAGACAGGCGAUUAAAGGGGAGCUGAGUCAAUUUAUUGAUGAAAUGAUUGUCCCUGAAUCAAUGAUUUUAGCCAUCAAUGAUCUUGAGCCUACAGAACAAACAUUUAUCGAGCAACUUCACGAGCUUAGUCACAAAAUCAAUGUUGUCAAGCAACAGUCAUUCAAAGGUGCAAUGGCGUGCAAUGACGUCCGAGAUGUGUUGGAUAAACUACGGUUAAAAGCAGUGUCAAAGAUACGAGAGUUUAUUCUGCAGAGGGUUUAUCAAUGUCGUAAACCAAUGUCGAAUUAUCAAGUACCACAAAAUGCCCUGCUGAAAUACAGAUAUUUUUUUGAAUUCUUACUGGCACAUCAUCGGCAGGUUGCAAGAGAAAUACGUGAUGAAUAUGUUGAUACAAUGAGUAAAAUAUACUCGGCAUACUUUGGUGGAUACAUCGCAAAAUUAAUGAAGUUGCAGUAUGAAGAGUUAGCUGGCAAAGAUGAUUUGAUGGGAGUGGAAGACACAGCCAAAACGAGAGGAUUCUUCUCUACUAAAACACCUCUGCGAAACCGCUCGACUAUAUUCAGCUUAGGAAGUCGUGGUCAAGUGAUUACUGAUCUGCUAGAAGAACCAAUCAUAGUACCGCAUGCUGCACAGAAGACUGAGAAACGAUAUUCAUUUGAAGCACUAUUUCGAAGCCAACACUUCGCUCUUUUGGAUAAUGCUUGUCGAGAAUAUUUAUUUUUAUGCGAUUUUUUUCUCGUUUCUGGAAACCAAGCAAGUGAAUUGUUUGUCUCCGUGUUUGGAAAAGUUGUUACUUUCUUUAUGAAACACAUGAGCAGUUACGUAGUCACGUGUUUUGAUGGGAUUGCUGUCUUUCUCUGCAUUCAUAUUAUACAUCGGUACAAAAUUAUCAUGCUGAAAAGAGACGUUCCAGCCCUUGAAAAAUAUUGGGACACGCUUUUGGAUAUGUUAUGGCCACGAUUCAUGAAGAUUAUCGAGAUGAACACGUCUAGUGUAAAACAGACUGAUCCACAAAAACUCGGAAACAUAGAUGUCCAGCCACAUUAUAUCACAAGAAGAUAUGCAGAAUUUUCAGGAGCUAUUAAUAGUCUUAACGAGAGUUUUCCAGACGAAAGGGUAUUAAAGUGUCUGAGUAAUCUGCAAAGAGAAGUGGAGAAUUUUAUUUUAAGAAGAGCAUCAGAAUUUGUGAAGAGAAAAGAUCAUUUAGUUUUUCUUAUCAACAAUUAUGAUAUGAUGCUUCAAGUCAUAUCUGAAAGAACGAAUGAUGAUUCAAAAGAAAGUGAUAGCUUCCAACAAACGAAGAAUACCAAAACACAAGAAUAUGUCGAAGAGGUGUUAACGCCGUAUUUUGGAGGAAUGAUGUCUUUUGUAAAAGAAACGGAACCUAUGCUUGAGAAAGGACAAGCUAAUUAUAUACGCGUGAAUGAAGGUCGAGUGGAGCAGUUGAUUCGUGAUUUCGCUGUGAAUUGGAAAGUGGCAAUCGAAAAUAUGAACCAAGAAGUGAUGAGAUCGUUCUCCAACUUCAAAAAUGGAACAAAUAUUUUGCAGGCCGCACUGACACAACUUAUUCAAUACUACCAUCGCUUUCAGAAAGUGUUAUCUCAACCACCUUUCAACAGACUAUCAUGCCGAAGUGAUCUUAUUAACAUACACCAUGUGAUGGUUGAAGCGAAGAAACACAAAACAACUUUUUAAAUUACAUCUCACUCUUAGUGAUCUGUUCGAAAGAGAAUGGAGUUGCACUUUAGUUAGCAACGCUACACAAACCCUACUGAACUGAAGUUCCAUUGUGAAUGGAAAUUCUAAAUUUAGCGAAACACGAGACAAUAAUUAUUUUUGUAUAUAUACUGGAAUAAAUUCAAAUACCACAAUACAGUACAUGUACUUGAACAGAA
Molecule: messenger RNA, 2804 nt
Organism: Hydractinia symbiolongicarpus
Lineage: Eukaryota; Metazoa; Cnidaria; Hydrozoa; Anthoathecata; Hydractiniidae
Product: vacuolar protein sorting-associated protein 52 homolog
Exons: 21
Coding region: 442-2604 (720 amino acids)
Biological process (GO): retrograde transport, endosome to Golgi; lysosomal transport; endocytic recycling
Cellular component (GO): GARP complex
Molecular function (GO): syntaxin binding
Source: RefSeq, a predicted model, not a curated record